This is a messenger RNA of Saccharomycopsis crataegensis, 2139 nucleotides long. RefSeq lists its product as uncharacterized. The coding region runs from base 1 to 2139 and encodes 712 amino acids. Lineage: Eukaryota; Fungi; Ascomycota; Saccharomycetes; Ascoideales; Saccharomycopsidaceae. The record is from RefSeq and is a predicted model, not a curated record. The transcript has a single exon.
AUGUUCUCAGUCGAAUCAGCAAGGCACAAAGACCUUUUGAAUAAUACUUCGGAUAUUGGCUCAAUGAUUGCCCCUCCCGCCUCGAUCCCGAAAUUCCCUUCGCCUCAACGCCAACAACAUCAACAUCAACAACCAAACUUCGACCUCAACGCGUUUGAUAUCAGACAUGCCGGAUUAAAAGAAACAGAGCUUUCCCUUGUCAGUAAGCGUCAAACAAGACGUCCAGGAGGCUCUCUCGCAUCCGCCGCGUCCCAACAUCUUAAAAACACCAGACCAAGCUCCCCAGUAAUGUCCAGUUUUUCCAACCCUUCGCGUGUUAACUCAAUGUCCUCUGCCUCCAGCGGCAGUGGGGGGAAUAACUCACCCUUGAACCCAAAAUCCAGUCCUAGAUCUAGCGCUACUGCUCAUAGCCCUCCAAUUAAUGGUGCCCCCCAUGGGUUUUUCCCACCAAGAGCUCGUGGUGUACACCCAGGAUCCCCUAAAAGUCCUCAACCUCCAAACCCUCCUAGAAUGCUGAGUAUUGAUAUCAUCGCUAUGGAAGAGAAAAUCAAAGAAUUACAAAGCGAACUUAAUGAUAAAGACGAACAAAUUAGAAAAUCUUUAUCCGUGAGAUCUAGUAAUAAUCCAAUGAUGGAUGAAAAAAUCAUGAAACAAUACGCUUCACUCGAGCAAGAAAACCAAUUUUUGAGUGGCGAACUCAACUCCAAGAAUAAAGAAUUGGUAACGAGAAUCAAAGAACUACAACAAAAAAAUGAAAUAAUAAAAGAAAUGGAAACUUAUACCAAUGAACAAUACGAGAAAAUUAACCAAUAUGAAGAAGAAAUUUCACGGCUUCAACAAGAUGCAUUGACAGCUGCUGAUCAAGAAAGUUCACCAACAGUGGAUCCGGAAACUGAACAAAAGCUCAAAUUUUACGAGACAGAAGUCCUGAACCAUAAAAAUCUUGUACUACAAUACCAACAGAAAUUGGAAGAAAUGAAUCAAAAUCUUGUCAAGCAGCGUUACAAUAUCAAGUUUGAAUAUGAUGCCAUCAUUGAAAACAAGAUGAACGCCAAUCAAAAAUUAAAGAAGGAGAUACUGGCGCUCGAAGAACAAGUUUCUGCAUUGGAAUUGCAGACCACAAAUUUGGAUGCCGAGACCGAAGCGAAAACAGAGUAUCUUCGUAAUGAAUCACACGAGGGUUUCUCAUUCUUUAUUGAUUUCCUCAAAGAUUCCGUGCUUUAUAUUCCUCCUCAAUUGCUCAAAGAAAAAUUGGCAAUUGCCCAAGCGAAUCCUGCUUUGAUAAACAUCAAUGCCAAUUACGAUAACCAACUUAACGACUUGUUGACCCCAACGGAAAUUUUUGCAUCUUCUCCUGAUUUGCUCAAUGAGAGCACUGAGACCAGUCCAUCGGUGUUUUCCGAUGUUCCAGCGACCUAUACUCACCAAAAUAAUAGUUAUUCAACAUCGAUUUCUAGAAGCUCAUCAUUAUACUCUAAAUCAAAAGAAGUUGCCUCAAAAAGUGUUGCCACCACCCCGGAAAAAUCCCUGGCGUCAUUAUCUAAAGAAGCCGAGACUCCUCCAUCAUCAUCUUCUUCAGAUCAAUUGAAUAUUGAAGAUAUUUCUGCGAAUGACGAAGAAGAGGACGUAUUCCGUAAGGCCAUUAAUGUUCCAAAAGAGGCUUUGUUGAUGAAAGCAAUCCAAGAACUUCGUAUUGCUGCUGAGACUCGUGAAUAUCUUGCCGCUCAAAAGAUUCAGCAGUUUGCUGAUACUGCGGCAAAUGCCAGUUAUCUCGUGGCCAAGAUGUCGUACAACAAUGCCGCCCGUAGAGCGGAACAACACGAAAAAAAUAAACAACAUAAUACUCGACUUCUUGAGGUUGCUGAUGUCUUGGGAAGUAUUAUUGGUGAUAAUGACGCAAGUGGUGAAAUGGCUGGUAAUCAACUAUUAUUAUCGCCAAGUUUGGAGCAAGGAAUUUCCAACAACUCGAUGCAUGAAUUCCUUGGUACUAAGCCUUCUGUUACUCCGGCAGCUGAAGCUGUGGUUAAAGGUCCAAAAGUUGGAGGUUUGAGAUUAUUGAAUAUUGUGGCUCCACAAGAUACUAACAAUGAGAAUGUGAUUAGUGAACCAAUAGUCGAGGAGGAUGAGGUAUUAAUAUAA